AUGAAUGCAAACGAGGAAGAUGGAACGGACCAGCAGUCUAUCAAGCCGGUUUCGUCGCUGCUAUCCCACUUUGAGAAUCUCUCCCAUACCAAACGUGAAGCUCAGGAAGGGCCGGGAUCAUUGUUGAAAACACCAGCAGCAGCGGAUAAUGUCUCAGCAGGCCGAGUUUCACUGGAUCUGCCUCGAUCAAACACCACAUGGGGAGGUGGGCAGAGACCGAGCCAGGGCUUCCUACGGCCCCAACAGACAGGAGAUUCGCCUACCCGACGCCUUCAGCCGCGUCCGCUAUCUAUGAAUUUACAAUCAACAUCUCCUGGGCGGCCGAUAUAUACCGUGGAAUCGUCUCGAGCUCCGCCGCAGCCAAACUUCUCGUACAGCCAGAGCCUCCCGCAUAACCAGAGCCGCGCACCCCACACCCUCCAUGCACCGAAUGGUCAUGCGACAUCAAACGAGCCCUCCAGCAGCCCUCCAUCAUCCUCGCGCACCUCUACUCGCCCAACGACACCACUCGACAGCCCUUCACACGCCGUACCCAUAGAUAUCAGGCGUACAACUCCAGUGAGUCAGCGUACUGGAAAUGGCGGGAAGAGCGCUUCGGUUCCACCGCCCGUGAAUAGGGCGGAGAAGCCCAAGAUCCCUCUUCGGAAACCAGGUAUCUCGCCCAGCCGUGAUCCUUCAGGUUCGAAUUCCCUUGCUCCAUUACCUCCGUCCCAGCGUACGUCAAUGGAUGAUAGAGUGUCGCCGUUCAGUACUCCUCCGAGCAGCCCGGAGAAGACACCUGGAAUACAAAAGCCCAAUGGAGUUCCCGAACCACUGGCUUUGGGCGAUAACCAUAUCACAAGUCGAAUACAACAAUCGCAGCCAGCUCCACGGCCUUCGCCAGGACCAAUUUCCCGAGAAGGGCCUCCGGUUUCAAGGCUAACAAAGGGUAAUCUUAUCAGUGGCACGGUUCCCAACGCAAUAUCACCUCGCCUGCCCCCAGCUAUAGGCGCAAAAACUACAACUGUUGUUCCUAGCACACAGCUCUUGAAUCGGCAAAAUGACGAUGAUGAGCAAGUCUUCAGGCAGAAUCCGUCGGUACGACGUCCUUCUCCCGCGCCGCCACGUAGGUUGGAAACAUCUCGGGCUGUUUUGGGGUUGCACAGAGAAGACCUACCAAGCCCUCAAAGAGUAGUAUCUGCCGUGGAGCCUCAGACACCAAAUGCAUACAAGCUGCCACCUCGGUCACUAAGCAUCAAACACUCUAAACCGGCACCUCCACCGCCUCCGCCUCCCCGAAGAGAAACAAGUAAUCUCUCUACCAAGUCAAGCCAAAAUCCAAACCGUCCUCCACCUCCGCCGUCGAACCCUCCAACUCGAUAUCGACCACCAGCUGCAGCGGCAUCCAAUGAUCAGGAUGCAAUCAAGUCUCUGGAGCAGCUCACACGCCGUGCAGAAACCGUUGUUGUUACCGAUACAGAUAUUCACCCAGAUGCUGCCCAUACAAACCGUCGCCCUCCCUUUUUCAGGUCUGGAGCAGCUGAUGUUUACACUAAGUAUGAUACUCGAGUAUUUGACGUAUGCGGACAAUACGCAUGUACAACGGGCUUCUAUACCAGGGUUUGGGACCUUACUACUGGAGAAAUGAUCAUGAGCUUGAACCAUGGUGAAACAGUGAAAGGCUCUGCAAUUGCAUUCAAACCAGGCAGAACUGUUGAUGAAGAAGGAGCAAUAAUAUGGAUUGGUACUACUGCCGGAGAGCUACAGGAGGUUGACGUUAGGACCCAGUCAAUUGUCAACACACGACCAGCUCACUCUCGUCGAGAAAUCAUCAGGAUAUACAGGUAUCAAAAGGAACUCUGGUCUCUAGAUGAUGAAGGAAAGCUCUUAGUAUGGGCUGCGGAUGAGUCGGGUGCGCCAAAUCUCCAAUACAGUUACCACCACCCAUAUGACCGCAUGGUGAAAGGGCAUACCUUUUCAAUGCUUGUCGGAGAUACCAUCUGGUUUGCUACUGGUAAGGAAGUGCGGCUUUACAAACCCCAUGCAAAUGAUGCCGCCUUUCAAGUUCUCAAGUCACCUCUUGGUAAACACCAUUCAAGUGAAGUAACCUGCGGAACAAUGGCCACGAGCAACGGGGGUAUGGUAUACCUCGGGCACGCAGACGGCAAAGUGACGAUAUACAGUUUAAAGGACUAUUCUUAUCUUGGUACUGUCACCGUCAGCAUGUACAAGAUUAGUUCUCUGGCUAUGGUUGGAUGCUAUCUAUGGGCAAGUUAUAAGACCGGCAUGAUUUACGUAUACGAUACUUCAACGAACCCGUGGACAGUUAAAAAGGACUGGAAUGCCCAUAACCAUGGAGUAUGCGGGAUAGCACUUGAUCUGAGCUCCGUGUGGACUGUCAACAAGCUCCAAGUUGUAUCUCUUGGCGUCGAUAACUAUCUUCGUAUUUGGGAUGCCAUGCUCGAAGAGGACUGGCUUGAGACCAGGAUGCAAAGUAAAGACGUCGAAUAUUGCCAAUUCAGCGAAAUUUCAGCUGCAAUCAUUACCUGGAAUGCUGGUGCAACUGUCCCUGGCAAAUUACCGAAUAGCAAUUUCAUUCGAGAUGCUAUUCACCCUGAAAGCGCCCCGGACAUUUUGGUAUUCGGCUUUCAAGAACUUGUCGACCUUGAAGACAAGAAAAUCACUGCCAAGAGUUUCCUCAAGGGAAAAAAGAAGGACGCCGACAAGGAGAGGAUGAGUAGGCAAUACCGUGUCUGGAAGGAUUAUCUUGCGCUCUGUAUUCGUGAGCAUAUGCCGAAUAAUGAGUCCUACGUCUUGCUCCACACUGCAAGCUUGAUUGGCUUGUUUACCUGUGUGUUCGUACGGCAAGAAACGCGCGAAAGGAUCACGAACGUAAGCGCAGCGGAGGUUAAACGGGGAAUGGGCGGUCUUCACGGAAAUAAGGGUGCGCUCAUUCUUCGAUUCCUUAUGGAUGAUAGUUCUCUGUGCUUCGUCAAUUGCCACUUAGCUGCUGGCCAAAGCCAAACCGCACACAGAAACAACGACAUCGCUGCCAUAAUGGAAAGCGAAGCACUUCCUAGAGAACCCAGCCUGUCGGCCCGGAUUGACCGCUUUGCUGGUGGUGGAGACGGAUCCAUGAUUCUCGACCAUGAAAUCUGCAUACUAAAUGGAGACCUCAAUUACCGCAUUGACUCAAUUCCCCGAAACACGGUGAUUGAAGCUGUCAAAGCCAAUAAUCUCCCAAAAUUGCUUGAUCGAGACCAACUCCUAGCCUCAAAGCGCAAGAAUCCCGCGUUCCGGCUUCGCACAUUCAAUGAAGCGCCCAUAACCUUUGCGCCAACAUAUAAGUAUGAUGUUGGCACUGAUGAUUAUGAUUCAAGCGAGAAAAAGCGAGCACCGGCUUGGUGUGAUCGGCUCUUAUAUCGUGGCUUUGGUCGCAUCAAGCAGUUGGAGUAUAGGCGGCAUGAAGUUCGCGUAUCCGACCACAGACCGGUCAGCGGUACUUUCAAGAUACGAGUCAAGUCCAUAAUCCCAAAGCAGCGAACGGCAACCUGGGAAAUUUGCCAGCAAGAAUUUCUCGCUGAAAAACAACGUCUGGCUACUGAGGCUAGUGUUUCAUACCUUGUCCGUUUCCUAGGACUGAGUCCAAGAGAAGCCUAUGCUUUAAUAACGUCGCCACCUGGAGCAUAA
Messenger RNA from Nannizzia gypsea CBS 118893, 3669 nucleotides. RefSeq names its product type I inositol-1,4,5-trisphosphate 5-phosphatase 2. Gene Ontology annotation, biological process: phosphatidylinositol dephosphorylation. Bases 1 to 3669 code for a protein of 1222 amino acids. The transcript is spliced from 6 exons. Gene Ontology annotation, molecular function: protein binding; phosphatidylinositol-4,5-bisphosphate 5-phosphatase activity. The record is from RefSeq and is a predicted model, not a curated record. Lineage: Eukaryota; Fungi; Ascomycota; Eurotiomycetes; Onygenales; Arthrodermataceae.